GACAUCUCUCCAUCAACUCACAGUUUUGAAGCAUCCGUAGAGGUAACAGCGCUGCCGAUCCUUAGAAAUCAUAAGAAUAAUGAUUUUGUUUGAAAUUAUUGGUCUUGUUCUUCUUUCACUUACUGCCGUCUUGCAGAUUGCAGCAUUAGCAACAGUAAAAUGGUUGACAUUUGAUGUUGGCAUGCAAGCCUGGAGCUACGGACUUUUCAAAGCGUGUGUGGAAAUAAGGUCUCUCAGCAACUGCGCUAGUGGCCAUUGGUAUCCCAACAGAGAAGGUGAUCUGAAUGCAGUCAGGGCAAUGUCUGUAAUUGCAUUCCUCCUGGUGGCGGAAAUGAUAUUGACGUUCCUCAUUUGCAAGUUUGCUUUGAAGAAGAAACCAACAAUCCCCUUAGUUAUAAGUGGAGUUGUCGCAGGUCUAUUUCAAAUCAUCGCAGUCGCUGUCUUUGCUGCUAGAUUGAAGCCAGAAGGCAAUGACCUUGUAAAAUUCGGUGCUUCGUUUUAUGUCGCUUGUGUGGCAAUUGUCACAAUCAUAGCAGGCACUGUCUUCGCUGGCAUUGGAACAAAGAGAAGUGAUUAACUUUAUCACCCAACGGAGACAUUUCUAUUAAAAUUUGACUGAGCAUAUCUUUUUGUAUUUUCUCUUUAAUGAGUCAUAUAAUCAGGAAUGAUCAAA
Messenger RNA from Rhopilema esculentum, 673 nucleotides. NCBI's taxonomy places the organism in Eukaryota, Metazoa, Cnidaria, Scyphozoa, Rhizostomeae, Rhizostomatidae. The record is from RefSeq and is a predicted model, not a curated record.